This is a messenger RNA of Planococcus citri (citrus mealybug), 1799 nucleotides long. Its product is annotated as vesicular glutamate transporter 3-like. Gene Ontology annotation, biological process: monoatomic anion transport; transmembrane transport. Lineage: Eukaryota; Metazoa; Arthropoda; Insecta; Hemiptera; Pseudococcidae. Gene Ontology annotation, cellular component: membrane. The transcript has 10 exons. The record is from RefSeq and is a predicted model, not a curated record. The coding region runs from base 185 to 1438 and encodes 417 amino acids. Gene Ontology annotation, molecular function: transmembrane transporter activity.
AUGGUAUUUGAUGAGACAAUGGUUUGGUUCAUAUACGCUAGAAGAGAUUACACGCCUUAAGUCAUAAUUUUGGGAAGACGCGUGGCCUAUGAAAUGAUCCACUCAAAUUACGAGUCAAUUGAGAAAAAUUCCACAGCUAGCGUUUACUUACAUUCUACUGACAAGAGAAGAAGCAUCAAGAAAAAUGAACCGUGAGGCGGAUUCCAAUGGGCUAAACAGCACCAGUAAAAAACUACUACAAGAAGCAAAUGAAAGACAAGGAGACGAACAUGUUGCAUUCUUGUUCUCGAAACGAUUCAUGGUCAUAUCACUGAUAUUUUUUGGAAAUGCGAGUAUCGUUCUAUUCAAAGUGAACGUGAAUAUAGCAAUUAUUGAAAUGACUUCUAAUUCCACCGAGCAUAUCGUAAUGGGCAAUCUCACCACUAAAGAACCAGAAUUUGACUGGGAUUCGAAAACCAUCGGAGUCAUUCAAAGUGCUUACGCAUACGGCUACCUAUUUUGCGCAGCAGGCAUACCAAUGGUUAAUAAACUAGGAGGAGCUGUCACUUUUGGGAUAUCGGUGCUAGCGAUGGCCAUAACUAAUUUAGUCACUCCAGCUUGCCUUCAGGCGAAUUUUUUCCUCUUCCUUGGCUCCAGGAUUCUAAUAGGGCUGCUUGACGGAACUGCCUAUAUGGGUACUUUGGAAAUGCUUUGCCGUUGGGCACCAGUUCCAGAAAGGUCAUCCAUGAUGUCUUUGUGCUGUUGUGGAAUGUUCAUAGGGGUGGUUGUAUCUUAUCCUGUGUGCGGAUUUUUGGCCACUCGAUGGGGUUGGCAAUCGAUUUUUUACAUUUCAGGAUUAGAAGGCACAAUUUGGUCCAUUAUUUGGCUGAUUUUUGUAAAGAAUCAACCUUCAAAAGAUAAAUGGAUCUCGAAAAAAGAACUCAUGUACAUUCUGCAACACACAGAAACGACGCCAAGAAAGCAAGUUGUGCACCCAUAUAAAAAGAUUUUCAGUUCGUCUGCUGUAUGGGCCCUGUGUGUAGGAAAAUUUACAUACAGUUGGGGCUUCACACUUCUGGUGGUAUGUUUUCCACUCUAUGUGAAAGAUAUAACUGGACGUAAUACCGACGAAAUAGGACUAAUUUCUUCCAUUCCAAACGUGGUGUGCAUUUUCACCAUUCCAUUAGCUGGCUUCAUCAUGGAUUAUUGGCAGAACAACAGUAAUCUCACAGUUACUCAGAUUCACAAGAUUGUAAUGGUGACAGGAUUCAUUUCAGGAUCCAUCUUCUUUGUGAUUGCUUCUUUCAGCAGUAAUUUUAUUCUCUCUAUGAGUUGUUUCGUACUCACUGAAUUCAUAAUAUCUUUCAACUACCUAAUUUUACAACUGGUCUGUUUGUAUAUGUCACCCACUCAUUCUAGCAUUUUAGCUGGAGCAUAUCGGCGUUUUGGUACACAGUGAGUGUGUUUCUGAUACCAACUAUCGUCGGAUUCAUGGUGCAGAAUCACAGUCUAGAUGAGUGGAGUAAAUGUUUUCUUCUCACUGGAGGAGUUCUGUUUUGCGGAGCUGUUGUAUUUUUACUUUAUGGCUCCAGUGAUCUUCAACCAUGGUCCCAAUCAGCAGACUUGCCUUCCAACGCCAAUGAAAAAUGCAGCAUUAAAAAUGGAAAAGGAUGUAAAGUUUGAUUGAAUCUACCAAAUAAUAUUAUUUUUUGUCAAAAUGGGCCACACACAAGUACAAUUGAUUAUUCGUAAGCCUACCUGUAUCAUCAGAAUAGAAAUGAUUGUACAAGAUGAGCAUAGGAGAAUUUUUUAAAAAUGAA